Molecule: messenger RNA, 1591 nt
Organism: Mytilus californianus (California mussel)
Lineage: Eukaryota; Metazoa; Mollusca; Bivalvia; Mytilida; Mytilidae
Product: zinc finger protein 239-like
Exons: 3
Coding region: 1-810 (269 amino acids)
Source: RefSeq, a predicted model, not a curated record
AUGAGUUUAUUUACAACUACUGGUGGAGGUUUCUCCCCGAGGAGGGUAUCACCAGUCAUUAGUCAGCACUUCUGUGUUUACAAUUAUCAUUGUACAACUACUGGUGGAGGUUUCUCCCCGAGGGUAUCGCAAGCCAUUAAUCAGCACUUCUGUGUUUACAAUUAUCAUUAUACAACUACUGGUGGAGGUUUCUCCCCGAGGGUAUCACCAGCUAUUAAUCAGCACUUCUGUGUUUUCAAUUAUCAUUGUACAACUACUGGUGGAGGUUUCUCCCAGAGGGUAUCCCCAGCCAUUAGUCAGCACUUCUGUGUUUACAAUUAUCAUUGUACAACUACUGUUGGAGGUUUCUCCCAGAGGGUAUCACCAGUCAUUAGUCAGCACUUCUGUGUUUACAAUUAUCAUUGUACAACUACUGGUGGAGGUUUCUCCCCGAGGGUAUCACCAGCCAUUAUUCAGCACUUCCGUGUUUACAAUUAUCAUUGUACAACUACUGGUGGAGGUUUCUCCCCGAGGGUAUCACCAGCUAUUAGUCAGCACUUCUGUGUUUACAAUUAUCAUUGUACAACUACUGGUGGAGGUUUCUCCCAGAGGGUAUCCCCAGCCAUUAGUCAGCACUUCUGUGUUUACAAUUAUCAUUGUACAACUACUGGUGGAGGUUUCUCCCCGAGGGUAUCACAAGCUAUUAAUCAGCACUUCUGUGUUUACAAUUAUCAUUGUACAACUACUGGUGGAGGUUUCUCCCAGAGGGUAUCCCCAGCCAUUAGUCAGCACUUCUGUGUUUACAAUUAUCAUUGUACAACUACUGGUUGAGGUUUCUCCCCGAGGGUAUCACAAGCUUUUAGUCAGCACUUCUGUGUUUACAAUUAUCAUUGAUAUGGUCAUAAUGACACAAAUAUAAACUGGGUGUAUCUUGCUUGUACAGUCUCUCAUAUAUCUUUUAAGAUUGGCACAUACAAUGUGAAUUUAAAGUUUGUUGUUAUAUAAUGUAUGUUUUAUGUACCUGUAUGAUAUUUUAUUGUGUAAAUAAUAUAUGUAAUUGUAUGCGGUGAGACUUUAAUAAAAUAUUGAAUCUGAAUCUGAAUCUUGUGACUGGGUUAUGUGUGUUGACCUUCAACCACACACACAUACGACUAGUCUGCACCGACUCUGAAGUCUGCACCGACUCUGACUCUGGGACUAACUCUUGCAACAAAUGACGACUCUGGUUUCUGUGAUAUAUGAUUUAAUACAAAAUGUAGUUCAGCAUGGAAUACAAUUGUACAAUUGGAAUUGCUCAGUGACAUAGUAUAUCCAAUCUGUCAUAUUGAAAUGAUAAAACAAUUUACAUAACAAACUAGCUAAUUGAAAAACAAACUGAAACAUGAAAUAAGAUUAGCUUGACUUAAACCUUUCACGAUACAAAUUAACAAAAUCCCUGAGAAAUAUUUAAUCAACAAGAAAAAUAAUGAUUUUACGAAAUUAUGUUACAAAUGUCCGAAAAGUCUCAAUAUCAAAUUUUAUCCAUUUUUUCACUGACACAAUAAUCAUAAAUUAACUAUUAAUAAAACUUUCAAUUUUUUUUAAAUACUAAGGAUCGUUUAUCCCAAGAAUA